Aedes albopictus (Asian tiger mosquito) is the source of this 2102-nucleotide messenger RNA. RefSeq names its product esterase B1-like. Bases 120 to 1925 code for a protein of 601 amino acids. The record is from RefSeq and is a predicted model, not a curated record. NCBI's taxonomy places the organism in Eukaryota, Metazoa, Arthropoda, Insecta, Diptera, Culicidae. The transcript is spliced from 3 exons. Gene Ontology annotation, molecular function: serine hydrolase activity.
UGGAUUAGAUGUCGUGUUUCGUUUGUUCAGUACGGUCCGCCUUCCAGUAAUCUUACGCGCACUUUUUACAGAAAAAGGAUAGUUCGGGGUUCGACAAAUUUCCUCCAGCCAGCCUGAUUAUGGUGAUGCGUUCUGCGUUGAAGAAGGGUUGGCAGAAUGCCAACACCGGUUCCGAGUCGCAAUCGCACGUGGCGCGGUCUUGCAUGCCUCCAUCGCGGGUUGCCGUCAAAAUCUCCCCUGGGUACAUCUACGGUGUGCGAGAUACUACUACCAAUGGAGAAAACUAUUUCUACUUCAAGGGGAUUCCUUAUGCGAAGCCUCCGGUUGGACAUUUACGGUUUAUGUCACCGGUUCCGAUUGAUAAAUUUCCGGUGAGCUAUUUGGAUUGUACGACGGAGCGUGGCAACUGCAUGGGAAUGGACGUAAUCAGUAAGGAAAUCACGGGUUCCGAAGAUGGGCUGUAUCUGAACGUGUACACUCCGGUGUUGCCGCGGUCUGAUGGAGUUCCGCAGAGCCUUCCGGUGAUGGUAUACAUUCACGGAGGUGGAUUGAUAGGUGGACAUGCGGAUAGCUCGAUGUACCAUCCGAAUUACUUGCUACAAGAAGGUGUGGUCGUUGUGACCGUAAACUAUCGAUUGGGCAUUCUAGGAUUUCUUUGCCUACCAGAAGCAGGCAUUGAGGGGAAUGCAGGUCUUAAAGAUCAGAGAAUGGCCCUUCAAUGGGUUAGUCAGAAUAUUUCUAAAUUUGGCGGUAAUCCGAAUAAUGUAACGCUCUUCGGGGCAAGUUCGGGUGCGAUUGCAGUCAACUUGCAUUGUCUUUCAAAGGGUUCCAAAAAGUUCUUCCACAAAGCGAUCAUGCAAAGUGGAUCGAUCUACCUGGAAUGGGGACAUCAGGAGAAACCAGAGCAAAAAGCUCGCAAGAUGGCCGAAUUGCUUGGCGCUAAUCCCACAACCGAUGAAGAAGUGUAUCAGGUGCUGAAGAAUGCUCCGGCAAGAAAAUUAUUUGAACUCCAAUUCAAGGCUGUAACGAAACGAGAGGAACUGGUCGAGAAAUUGUUCCAGAUCCCAUUCCUACCGGUAGUCGAACGCGAACAAUCACGCGACGCCAUCAUAACCAAGCAUCCAACCGAGAUCAUGCGUGACCCGAAUGGUGUCGGUAUUCCUAUCAUCCAAGGAUACAACGAAUACGAUGGAAUGAUGGUUCUACUAGACGCAGUCAAAAAUCCCGACAUGUACAAUCUGCAACCAGAGCGUUUCAUUCCUCGUACUCUAAACGUAGACUGUUAUACUGAGGAGGCUCGCAAACUGGCCAUGGAGAUCAAGAAGGCUUACUUUGGGGAUCAGGAUGUAUCUCGCGAAACUGUCAUGCAGCUGGUAGAGCUGUUCACGGAUAAAUACAUCCUAUCCUACCGAAUUUCUUUCGAGUUGUGGGCCAAGUAUCAAAUCAGAGCCAAAAUGUUCGGAUACCGAUUCUCGUUCGAUGGAUUGCUCAAUAAAGGCAAGGCCAUAAUGUCCUUCGGCGGGUUGAAAGGGACAUGCCAUAUCGAUGAAGUGUAUUAUAUAUUCUGUUCUCCUAUUUUGCGAACUGAAGUUCCGAAAUCUAGCAAAGCCUACGAAAUGCGUGCCAAAUUGGUGCAUAUGUGGGCCAACUUUGCCAGAUGUAGUGAUCCUACACCGGAUGGAGACAUGGAGCUAUCAUUUAAAUGGAACCCGGUGCCACGAAUUCCAGUGGAUCUCGAAGAUGUUAAGUGCACUCUAUUAAGCAUCGCAGGUCCGAAUGAGAUCGAAAUGGCCGAAAUGCCGGAGCGCGAACGAAUGGAGUAUUGGACGGAGCUGUACAGAAAGUACAAUGGACACGUGACCAACAUUCUAGUUCCAACAGUGCCGCUCUUGGAUUCCGUUGAUAUGAAUAACAAUAGUGUGUAGGAUGGUAGUCAAACAAGUAGAUUUGAACUUUUAGAUAUCCAAUUAACAUGACAAUACAUAAUUGGUCCCAGCAAACUUGUGUAUUUUUAAAUGUCCAGUAAUACCUCACAUCGUCAAGAGAAAGUACAUUCCCAACCUUUGUUUCAACUUACUCUUCAUCCUGGUAGAAGGCAUAAA